AUGAGUGUAGCAACAUUGUAAAAUCAUAUGAAGGAGAGUUAUAACCAAAUAAAAAAGUAAUAGUUUUUGAAAAAGCUGAAGUCCUCCAAAAUAUUUUGAAGGAUUCCUAAGAAGGUUUUGUGGAACCUCAAGUCCUUAAAGUAAGCAGAAAAAUAAGCGUAGAUCUUAUUAGAUUUAAGCAAAGCAUUACAGCACUCUCAUUCAUUAGGCAUAACACAUCGAGAUAUCAGACCAGAGAACAUUUUAAUUGGAUUAGAGAAGCAAGCAAAUUAUGGGAUUUUAACGUUGUUUUUUCUAAGUAUUUGAAAUUUUAGUUAGCAAUAUGAUCAAAUACCGAAUGAAUAUUUGUGAAGAAUCAAAGAAGAAAUUGAGAUGA
This is a messenger RNA of Paramecium primaurelia, 376 nucleotides long. Lineage: Eukaryota; Ciliophora; Oligohymenophorea; Peniculida; Parameciidae. The record is from the annotation of a GenBank genome assembly.